UCUUUACGCGACGCCAGCAACUGGGAUUGAUAUAGAAAGCAGAUUUCCAAAACUGAGCGCGGGAUCAACAUAGACGCUCAUUCUAUUUCGGCGGCUGAAGUCUCAGACGGGAGCAUCAACCGCGCCACGUCUCUACGGGACGACAUGUUGGCCCAUAUUUCACUUCUAGCGAAAUGAGUAGCGAGUAGAAUGCGUGAAGGGAAAAAAAUCCGAUCCCGCAGAGACUGAACAAUGGGUACCAAUUCAGCCGGACAAUGAAUUGCGUGCCGGCUGUUUGGGUUUCUAGACACGUCCACGGCAGUUUGGAUUCCAGCGCGGACUCCCAGAGAACCGGCUUAACUUGUGUGAGAAAAUUAGAGGCGACCGAACGGGGGUGGGCGGCGUGGGUGAGGGAGAGAGAGCCGUGUCUCUUGUCUGCUUUAUGCCCCCACGUUCGGUGUCAGUCGAAUUUGGAGACGGGAAGAGCCUAAAACAAGAUAAACUACGCCAGCUGUCACGGGAGGAACACACCGACUCGAUCAAUGAUUUCAUGCAGUAGUCUAUUGCAAACUUUAAUUCCAAUCCUGACCUUCAAGGUACGAGAACUCGUGGCAGAAAAUUAACACCUAUCAAAAUUAUAUGCUCAAGAUCCAAGAAGAGGAACACGCAGCCUGUGCACAAUUCUGGAAAGACCACAACCUCUCCAGUGACAUGGUCCAACCUCUCUCCUACAGAUGUACCACUCGUGGUGUGACAGGUCAUUAUAGCAGUUACCCGGGGUCAGUAGGGUGAGAUCUCGAAGCCUUCCUGAAGAUGCAACCUGGAAAUGCUGGGCUCCUGGCCGCUCAGGGUGGGGAAUGAAUGAAGUGAGACUGGGAACCUCACAUCCCACUCAGGAACUGACUGAGACUCUAGGGUGUAAUAGGCGUUCAGCUCGUUGUGAGUCUCCUGAUGGCGUCUCUCAUGCAGAGACUGGUGCCUCAUUACUCCAUCGGUCGCUGGUUACUCUGCAAUGGCAGUCUCUUCCGAUUUAAGCAUCCAUCAGAUGACGAACUUCGAACCCUAGCGGGAAAACAGAAGCCAAGGCUGAGAAGAGACAGGAGGCAGAAUGGCGUCACUGAGAACAAACCUGAGAUGGUGCCCAAAGAUAUCAAGCUGUCAUUGGAAGCAACACCCAUCAAGCCUCUGGACGCUCUGGUGUUGCGCUACUUCCUGGACUACCAGUGGCUGGUGGACUUCGUCAUGUACGCGACCCUGGUCUACUUGUUCACAGAGGCGUACUAUGGUCUGCUCAACGUUCAGGGUGAGAUCAACGUGGGCGUGCUAUGGUGUCUGCUUACAUUGGUCUUUGGAAUUAAACUUCUCUUCUCUCUGAUGGCUCACUACUUCAAGACUGAGGAAGGAGGGGAGCGCUCCGUCUGCCUGACCUUUGCUUUCCUCUUCGUCCUCAUUGCCAUGUUAGUACUGGUGGUGCGCGAGGAGUAUCUGGAAUUUGGUCUUGAGCCAGGGUUUUCUAACCUGUACGAAAAUCUGCAGAUGCUCUUCAGGCAGCUGGGACUGGGUGACAUCUGGCCAUACUCAGUAGCCAGGUUGAUUUUUAAGCUCUCACUCGUUGGAGUUUCCUCGUUCAUUGGAGCAUGUUUAACAUUUCCAGGCCUGCGGCUGGCACAGACUCACUUAGACGCUCUGAGGAUGACUGCAGACAAGCCUCUAACACAGGUCCUGUUGUACGCAAACUUUCUGUCACCCAUUCUUGUGUUGUUGCUGUGGGUGAAGCCAAUCAGCAGAGACUUUGUCAUCAGUUCUCCAUUUGGGAAGGAGAAGAUCCAGCUGCUGUCUGAUUCGAUGUACAACACAGUGCGCCUGUGGAUAAUCCUGGGGCUUUGCGCUUUGCGUCUUCUGCUGACCCGCUAUCACCUACAGGCCUACCUGAACCUGGCCGAGCGGUGGGUGGAACUGAUGAGGAAGGAGGCCGGCUGUAUCUCCAUGAUCGAGAUUCAGCGGAAGAUUUCCCGAGUGUUCUGCUACCUGUGUGUGGUCACCGUGCAGUACCUGGGCCCCACCAUUCUCCUGCUACACUCUACUCUGCUGCUUAAAGUGUUGGGGGACUAUUCCUGGGGUUGGUACCCGGAACCUCCUGGAGUUUCACCAGCCAUUGAUGCCAGUCCACAUAACUCGGGCUCUGCACCCGGCGAAGAAGACGAUUAUCGAAUGGCCGUCUCGCAGAUCACAGCAGCACUGGGAGCCUUGCGGAACGUCUUCACCCCACUCUUUUACCGGGGACUCCUCUCCUACCUGACUUGGUGGCUGGCAGCUUGUCAGGUGGUGACCAACCUCUUCGGCCUGUACUUCCAUCAGUACCUCAUGGGCUCGUAGGACGGUGGGGUAGCUCAGCUACGGGACCGUGUCUGCUCUCUCGAGUGCCUUCCUUCUGUCAUGUUGGACCACAGGCAAACAGUCCAGCUUAAACAAGGCUUCUUACUUCUUCACCCGUUAGUUUCUUCACUCGCCCCCCCCCAACCCCUGACCCCCACAGAAACGUACUCUCUCCUCUUUGCCUGUGGAUAAGGUAUAGACAGCAGUUUGCUGUAACUGAGCUUGUGGUGGUUUGUGUGGAAGAGACAGGUGCCCAUGCACCCAGGGCAAGGUACUGGAAAUUUGUCUGAUCAGGAGAAGCUGAGCUGUUGGCCUCUCUGUUCCUGGUUCACUCUUCCGGACAGUUGUUCAUUUAACGUUAAACACCUGAGCUGGGUUUUUGUUCAGCGUGUCCUUUUCUCAGCUUGCAAAGCGGUGUCUGUGUUUCUCCAGUGAGGGCAGUGAAGGGUGAAGUUGUUUGGUCACGCACAUGGUGUGUAACUCUGUGUGGGAGUGGGCAGAAACCCUGGCAGGUGUGGGAUGGACAGAGCAAUGGGAUCUGAAACAGACCGAAGAGACAGUUCUGGGUCUCACACACCAUCUGCUGGAGGAACUCGGCAGGCCAGGCGACAUCUAGGGAGGGAAAUACACAGUCACCACUUUGGGCUGAGACCCUUCAUUAGCUCCUGAAGAGGGGUCUCAGCCUGAAACAUUAACUGUUUAUUCCCUUCAUAGGUGCUGCCUGAUCUGCUAAGUUCCUCCAGCAUUGAUUUUGUGUGUGUCUGUCUGUCUGUCUGUCUGUCUCACGGCGACAGGUGAGAUGUUUGCAUUGGGGUUUCGGGAAAGUGAUGCAGUGUUUCAGGUGAUGGUGGGGCACAAGGGAGGGUUGUGGUGAGGGCAGGCUUGAAUCCUCACCAGACCUCUGGAAACUGCCAUCCUUAUCCCGUACUGACCAUGAACGUGAUGUUUACUGUUUCCAAGGCUGCUAAGUGCCUGUAGAUCUGUGUUUGUGUGUGUACUAUGGGUAACACAGAACAGAGAACGGUUCAGUACAGGCCCCUCAGCCCACCAUGUUGUGCCAAGCCAAUUAAAUCAGGAAUCAAAUGGCCAACUCUUCGCCUUCCCAACAUCCAUAUCCUUCCAUUUUCCUCACAUUCAUGUGCCUGUCUAAAAGUCUCUUAAAAUUCUCUGAUGUUUCUGCACCUACCUCCACCUCAGGCACCCACCUUCUCUGAGUAAAAUAAUUACCCCUCACAUCUCCUUUGAAAUGACCCCCUCUCACUUUAAGUGCAUGCCCUGUGGUAUUAGACAUUUCAACCCUGGGGAAAAGAGGCUUUCUGUGCCUCUCAUCAUCUUAUCAAACUCUUAUCUGCCUCUGCCACUUCAGAAGGUGAGGACAUCCCAAGGGUAUUAGAACAUAAGGAAAUGAUGUCAAGAAUUUUCUGACGUAAACCGUUACAACCCCAUGUCCUCUCACUUGUCAGUAGUGUGGAAUGUUACUCGGUGGUCACUGAUGUGACUGGUGAGGGAGAGGCUGACACAGAGGCAAGUCUCCCAGGGGAAGGUUAGCACAGGUAAUCCGCCGUCCCCUCUCCUGUUAUACCCUGGGGAAGAUGAGGGUUACGGUUAUGAACAGGGUGGGGUCAAGGACAUAAAGAACUGCAGAUGCUGGAAAUCUGAAAUAAAGGCAGAAAGCUCUGGAAACACUCAGCAGGUCAGGCAGUGUCUGUGCGGAGGGAAGGAGAAUUAACUUUUCAGCUCAAUGGCCCUUUGUCCUGAUAGGACACUGGACUGUAGAAAUGGGAUAAUUAGAGAAACUUCACCUGUGUGUCUGGGGAGAGGACUGUUUAAAAUGAAUCUUGUAUAAUGUACUGUGAUGUGGUGGAGCAGAGUGAGUGAGGGGUGAGCCCGAGAGUAAACCUCUCUCAACUCAAGAACAUUGAUCACUUAUACAACUUAAACUUGAAUCUGUCAACUUUGAGUGAAUCAAGCAGGUUUGUUGGAGAGGGUCCAGAGGAGGUUCACGAGAAAGAUUCCAGGAAUGAGUUUAACUAAAGAGCGUUUGAGGGCUGUGGGCCAUUACUCGCUGGAGUUUAGAAGAAUGAGCGGAGAUCUCAUUGAAACCUAUCGAAUAUUGAAAGGCCUGGAUAGAGUGGAAGUGGAGACAAUGUUUCCAAUAGUGGGGGAGUCUAGGACCACAGGGCACAGCCUCAGAGUAGAGAGACGUCAGUUUAGAAUAGAGAUUAGGACAUCCAUUUAGCCAGGGGGUGGUGAACCUGUGGAAUUCGUUGCCACAGACAGCCAUGGAGAUCAAGUCAUAGUCAUAGAAAAGUACAGCACAGAUACAUGCUAUUUGAAUAUAAACUUAUCUGAAUUCAAGUCAUUGAGAAUAUUUAAAGCGGAGGUUGACUGGUUCUUGAUUAGUAAGGAUGUCAAAGGUUAUGGGCGAACGCAUGAAAAUGUCAUUGUGAGGGAUAAUAAGUCAGCCAAGAUGGCCUGAUGGAGCUGACUCGAUGGACCAAAUGGCCUAAUUCUGCUCCCAUGUCUUAUGGUUUAAAAAUGGCUAGAUACAGAUUAAAGCUCCCUCUAUAUCAUCCCAGGGUCAGUGUGACACAUGGUGUCUCAGUCACCGCAGGGUAGGGCAGCACAGACUGGGUGCACACACAUACAGACGCAGGCUCACCGUGCCCCUCCACUGCACUGUCAAAAAGAGACACAUUGGUUCCUCUUGUGUUGUGUGGAUGUUGGCUGCAUUCUGACAACUCUGCAUUUAAAACCAUAAGGAAUACUGUAGAAGCAGAAUUAAGCCAUUUGGAACAUCAAGCCUGCUCUGCCAUUCUAUCAUGGCUGAAUUAUUAUUCCCCUCAAUCCCAUUCUCCUGCCUUCUCCACAUAACCUUUGAUACCCUGACAAAUCAAGAACUCAUCAAGCUCUUAGUUAAAUAUACCCAAUAAUUUGACCUCCACAGACAUCUGUAGCAAUGAAUUCCACAGAUUCACCAUUCCUUGUCACCUCUGUUCCCUUUAUUCUGAGGCUGUGCCCUCUGGUCCUAGACUCCUCUACUACAGGAAACACCCUCUGCACAAGCAAGAACUUCCUUGUACUGUGUUUGUUCUCUGAAGGUCUUUGCUUAUGAAAAGAGACCCACCGAAUGAACACUUAGAAAUCAGGAAUGGGGUGGAGGAGAAUACAGGUCAUUCAGCCCUUCCAGGGAGCUCUAGCAUCGAACCCAUCCCGGUGAUGGCUGUUCAUCCACUUGCGGCCCUAUGUGUUUGUGAUAUUAAAGCAGGGGUUCCCAACCUUUGUUAUGCCUUGGACCUCCCCCCCCCCCCCGCCAUUAACUGAAGGGUCUGUGGAUCCCAGGUUGGGAACCCCUGACCCCGCAUGAGAGGGUGCACUGACACACUCAUGGCUGGGUCUGAGGGUCACUGAAGUCUGUCCACACUUCUCCCUUUGCUUGGUGUCCUCACUGACUGGGCUUUUUCAAGCUAGGAGCAGGCAGGGUGUAGGAAUCUUGUGCCCUGCACCACCUGGUCUCACUCACUGUGGGCUGACAGUUCUCACCUCACCAUUCUUGUUCUCCCACCACCCGUCUCUCUGCAGUGAUUACCCUUUCUGUAAAAGCACACACCUCUCAUGUUUUAACAGCUACUGUAAAGUAAAUUGCCUUCAGUUAAGGUUCAGUAAACCAUCUGAUCCAGGUCCCUCUGAGACCCUCUUUUGUGCACAUUAGGCUGCGCAGAAGCCCCUGACUGCAGCCUGUAAUGUGUGUCUGGGUCACAUGCUGCCCGAGGAAAAACUGGCCCCAACAGACUCCCGCGAGACUCUCAAUUCACUCAUCUGUCUCAUUUCCACUCAAAUGACUUAAUUAUAAAGCUGUAUGUGUUAAAGGGCCAGUCCAUCCCAGCCAGAUACGAAUUAAAUAUUAAACCCUCCCAUUAGCUCCCCUCGAAUGCAGAAUUUCAUCUUCAAAUCCCAUUCUGCCGCAGAGCAGCUACACCAGGCUGGGAUUCUCAGCACAACGGUAGUGGGUUGGACAUGGAAGGCAGGCUGGGUGGGGGGUUGGGGGUAAUGAAUGGAACAGGACCCCCAGUUCCAGUCUGUCAUCUGGUGCCCACUGUGGAAAUGUCUGUGUGAAAGUAUGAAAGCAGACCCUAGUUUCUGUGUGUGUGUGUGUACACUACAGCUCUGAUGUCUACCCACCCUCAACAACUUUAUCAUGUAAACAAGAGUGAAAUUGCACAGUAUGGACUGAUAUGUGUGCUUUUGGAAACAAGCUUUUAAAAAAAUAUAAUUAUAUUUUAAAAUCUUCUGUGAGUUCUUACUUUUCUCCAGUCCGAUGACCACAGGAAGAAACAACUGGAGUUUCUAAGAAGCUCCAACCCCAGGUCCCAAACUGUAUUAGAGCCAAGGACAUCUCUUUGUAAAGCAGCAAUCAGUGCAACCUACAAACUGCUGGGGACCUGGCCUCAAUCUGGUGUUUGGAGUUUUUCAUUGAAACCUAUCAAAUACUGAAAGGUCUUGGUAGAGUGGAUGUGGAAAGGGUGUUUCCUUUAGACCAUCAGAUAUGGGAGCAGAUUUGGCUAUUUGGUUCAUCGUCUGCUCCGCCAUUCAAUCAUGGCUGGUCCUUCCCCCCCCCCCUCAGCCCCACUCUCCAGCCUUUUCCCCAUAACCUUCGAGGCCAUGUCCAAUCCAGAACCUGUCAACCUCAAAUACACCAAAUGACCUGGCCUCCACAGCUCCCUGUAGUAACCAAUUCCACAAAUUCACUACCCUCUGGCUAAAGAAAUUUCUCUCCAGCUGUUUUAAAUAGAUGCCCCUCUAUCCUGAGGCUGUGCCCUCCUCCCAGAUUUCCUUUUCAUGGGAAACAUCCUUUCCACAUCUGAAAGGUUUCAAUGAGAUCCCCUCCCCCAAAUCUCCUAAAUUCCAGUGAGUACAGGCCAAAAGCCAUCAAGCGUUCCUCACAUGAUAACCCUUUAAUUCCUGGAAUCAUCCUUGUGAAUCUCCUCUGCACCAUCUCUAAUGCCAGCACGUCUUUUCUUAGAUGAGGAGCCCAAAACUGUUCACAAUAAUCAAGGUGAGGCCUUACCAGUGCCGUAUAAAGCCUCAGCAUCACAUCCCCUUUCUUGUAUUUGAGACCUCUUGAAAUGAAUGUUAACAUUGCAUUUGCCUUCCUCACCACCAACUCUGCCUGUAAGUUAACAUUUAGCGUGUUCUGCACAAGGACUCCUAAGUCCCUUUACAUCUCUGAUUUUUGGGUUUUCUCCCUGUUUAGAAAACAGUCUGCACGUUUAUUUCUACUACCAUAGUGCACGACCAUGCAUUUUCCAACAUUGUAUUUCAUUUGCCACUUUCUUGCCCAUUCUGCUAAUCUAAGUCUUUCUGCAGACUGUUUCCUCAAUACUACCACAAAUCUUUGUAUCAUCUACAAACUUGGCAACAAAGCCAUCUUUUCCAUCCUUAGAACAGAGGUGAGGAUGAAUUUCCUUUGCAGAAGGUGGUGAAUUUGUGGAAUUCAUUGCCACGGACAAUGUGGAGGCCAAGUUGUUAGAUAUAUUUAAAGCAGAGGUUGAUAGGUACUUGAUUAGUCAGGCUGUCAAAGGUUACAGGGAGAAAACAGGAGAAUGGGUUGAGAGAGAGAAUGUAGGUCAUGAUAGAAUGGCUGAGCACUCUCGAUGGGCUGAAUGGUCAAAUUCUGUUGUCAUGUCCAAUGGUGUUAAGUAUUGUGGAAAAACCUGUUGGAAAUUCCUCCUGUCUGAAAUGAAUCAGAAUCAGGUUUAUUAUCACUGGCAUGUGACAUGAAAUUGGUUAACUUAGCAGCAGCACUUCAAUGCAAUACAUAAUAUAGAAGAGAAAAAUAAUAAAUAAAAUUUAAAAAAAUAA
Mobula hypostoma (lesser devil ray) is the source of this 8217-nucleotide messenger RNA. It is a transcript of the gene tmem161a, whose product is annotated as transmembrane protein 161A. Bases 931 to 2355 code for a protein of 474 amino acids. The transcript is spliced from 14 exons. Lineage: Eukaryota; Metazoa; Chordata; Chondrichthyes; Myliobatiformes; Myliobatidae. The record is from RefSeq and is a predicted model, not a curated record.